AUGCAUCGUUCUCUUCUUACCUCUUUAACUUGUACACGGUUCAUAAAUCUUGCUUUACCAUCAGCAAACGGAAAGUGUUUGACAAGAUUAUUGUCGAUAACACCUGUGAAUUUGAGGGAAACGGACGAAGAGUUGAUAGCAAACUUGUCGAAACAGGUGUACGAGUACAAGAAAGAGCUGAGAAAGUUGGUUUACGGACAUCCCAAGUCAAGAUUGUUGAAGAGGAACAUUGCCAAUUUACAGGACACAAUUUCAAGCAGGCAGCAACCGAAGAGUAACGAAAUCUUUGAUCUGUUUAAAAGCAUGUCAAGCUUGCGGCCUACUGUUAUUUCACUGGAGGUAAGGGUUUUUGUUGAUUUUUUUUUGGUUUAGGUUAGUGCGACGACAAAGUUAAUUUGCCAUUAGUUGAAACAAAAGCUGGGGUUUAUAGUAUAUUUAAAAAUUUUUAAAAAGAGCGUUGUAUUUACGCUGACUGUUUGAAAAACAAGUUGAGUUUUACCUUUUUAUCCGACUUUUAACAAAAAAAUUAAAUUUUUCUCAAUUUUAAACAUUUGUUUUAGAUUUUAAGCAAUGGCACGUCUCAAAUGGCUCCCUCAGUCAUCAUCCGAACUCAACUAGAAUGCUACAUGUUCAACGUUCCAGAGGGUACAUCACGUUUCAUCUCUGCACUACAUCUGGGGCCAAACAAGCUGCACGAUCUGUUUGUAACUCGAGGUGUUUGGGAUUGUAUGGGUGGAAUUGGAGGGUUGUUGAUGACAAAGGAUGCUCAAGAUAAGCAAGAAGUUAGAUUGCAUGGUCCAAGGAACGUUAAGGAGUAUUUGACAACGAUACGACCGUUUAUGGACAGUGACUACGGUAACGCUCAGUUUCCUUGUACGGUAGAAGAGAGGACGUUUGAGAAUGUGAAACAUGAAGACAAUUCUUUGGUUGUGUAUUAUAUUCCACUGUUUUCUAUGUCUGAUAACACUGAGGUUAACAGUUUGGAAACAAAGUUUGCUCAUACUGCUUAUUUGGUGGAAAUGAAGGUAGGUGUAGUUUUAAUGGCUUUUUCGGGAUUUUAAAGGAUAUCUGGGUAUUGUUUUGAAUCAAUAAUGUAAUUUUAAGCUUUUUUUAAAGUUAUAAUCAUUAAUUUCAGCCAAAAGAACGCGCUAUAGAUGCUUUUAAAUUGAUAAGUAAAAAGGUACCAAAAGGACCAUUAAUUGGCCAGUUGAAAGCGGGAAAAGCUGUGACAUUACCGAAUGGUGAUGUUGUUCAACCUGAAGAAGUUUUAAUGGAUGAAACUGACGACUUUGCAAAUUCUGUUUUAAUUGUCGAUAUUGAUCAUGUGGACAAGAUACGAUCAGUUGCCACUAAUACACAUCUACGGGCAAGUGUUUUUUAUUAGUAUUUGGGGGAGGGGUUCUACACUUUUGAGCUACCUAUCAAUAACUUUUGCAGGUUUUUAGGUAAUAUUUUAUUAAAUUAUGUGUUUUAUAGGUAUUACCACCAGAAAUCUUUGAAAAUUCUUUUUUUUAACAUUUUUUUUUCUAUUUUUUAAAUUUCAGGCAUACGUCGACUCUAACAGUACCAAAAAGCUCGGAUACCUAGUCCAUUUCACCCCGGAACACGUUGUAAACACUCCAGAAUACCAAGAAUUCAUCAAUUUAUUUGGCCUAUCUUGUCUCAACAUUAUUGUUAACGGUUCAGGUGAAGCGGUACCAAUGACAGACGGGCCAUAUAAUAACCAACGCAUGUUGAACACUUUAGACCAAUCCGUGUUUCCAUUGUUAUAUCCAAAUAUAACAGGAAAUGUUCAACAGAAGUUGAUAGCGCCUCAGGAAAAUACGAAUAUUUUAAGGCCAAAGACUUACCAGAAGUAUCCAAUUAGGGGGAACGCUUGUUCUCAAGACAGUAGUUUUGCUAUUGGGGAUGAAGAGCUUGAAGAAAGACGGGCUUUCUGUCCAGAAUUGAAGGAGAAGAUGGAAGAAUUUAAAGAAAGUAAGGAUUUUAGAGUAAUAUCGAGCUAUUUUGAUCAAUAUUAGAUAAAAAACCUCUUCUUUAUCAUGAGAUAAGGCAAUAACAUUACCUUUUUUUAUAAAAUCAAUUUUAUUUUAGCCACAGCAACCCUCACCAACUCAUCAGAACCCCAAUUUCCAUCCGUAUCGUUCUUAGGAACAUCUUCAGCAUGUCCAACAAAGUACCGCAAUGUAAGUGGCUAUCUUCUUCGACUGUCAGACAAAUCAGCGGCUUUUGUGGAUGUUGGAGAAGGAAGUUAUGGCCAAAUGAAGGUAUUAUAUGGGCCGGAGAAAACGGAAGAUAUCCUGAUUAGUUUGAAUGCCAUUUUUAUUACACAUGGGCAUCUGGAUCAUAUCAAUGGAAUGUUCAUGGUUAUUGAAAAGAGAAUCGAGGCUUUUCAAAAAAGAGGUAAGGGGUUUUGGUUUUUGAAUUAUCGUUUGUUGUGUUAGGUUGCUUUUACUUUAACUUUUAUGCAAAUUUUUUCUUAUUAUAUCUUUUAUCCAUAUUUUUUCCCUAAAAUUGCAAAAAAAUUAAUAAAAGGCUUUAAAAUGCAGUUUUUUAAACGUUUUUAAAAAAAAAUAAUUUAUUUUGAUUCAUAUUUUUGUAGGCUUACUAUACAAACCUCUAAUCAUCGUAUGUAAUCAAGUUGUACGACGCCCAUUCUCAUUAUACUCUCAGAACUUUGUGAAGCUAGAGAAAAUGGUUAAGUGGAUUGAUACGACAGUCCUCAGUCGACCAUUAACUCCAGAAAAGUAGGUUCAUGAUCUUUAAAGGUCAAUGAAAUUUUAAAUUGAAAACUUUGAAAAAAAAUCAAAAAAUUUUUUAAAAAUUUGAGGCUGUCAGAUGAAACUUACUGAAAAAAUUUCUAAUUUUGAAUCUUCAGAGACCGAGCCCUGUCCCAAAACAAACGCCCCCUCCGCUUACCAGAUAAACUGUGGAUCGAAACAGUAACUGCCUUCCCAGGGGAACUCUUCAAUCCAGAAGAAUGGAAUCUGAAAUCAGCAAAAGCUGUCUUUGUCCAUCACACCAGAAUGGCAUCAGGAUUUGUAUUUGAAACAGUUUGUGGCAAGAAGUUGGUCUUCUCCGGUGACACGAAACCGUGCAAGAACCUGGCAGUUCAAGGUUCAAAUGCAGAUCUUCUGAUUCACGAAGCCACUUUUGAAGAUGCCUAUGCCAGAGAUGCAGAGAGGAAAAGACACAGUACUACAGGUCAAGCAAUAUCUAUCGGGAAAGAAAUGAACGCAAAACAUGUCAUUUUGUCACAUUUCUCCGCCAGAUACCCGAGGUGUAUGGUGCUGAGUGAUGAGUUGAUCGAAAGUGGUAACACAGCUAUGGCUACUGACUUUAUGGUGGCGGAUUGGAAUAAAUUAAAGGUAAAAUACGGAAAAAAAACUAUAUUGUAAACAAUGCUUGUAAAAAAAAUAAAUAAUUUAGGCCUACAGAUAAAAAACGUAAUGAAAGAAAAUGAUUUUAGGUAAUCGACAAGCUAGCCCCAGUGUACAAACUGAUGUUCGAAAGAGAAUUGAAAGACCUCGAACUAAAGGAAUGUCAAAAACGUUUGAAAAUAAAAGAAGAACAGGAAAAGAAGACCAGAAAGAGUCCAGACAAUCCCACAGAAGCUCCAGAAGAAAAGAGGACCAAAGCUGUGGCAUAG
Molecule: messenger RNA, 3649 nt
Organism: Bursaphelenchus okinawaensis
Lineage: Eukaryota; Metazoa; Nematoda; Chromadorea; Rhabditida; Aphelenchoididae
Source: the annotation of a GenBank genome assembly